AUGAUUGUUAAUCUAUCACAUUUAUUGUUAUUAAAGAUAGUUAGUUAUCUUGAAGAAAACAUAGAUAAAAUAUGUGUCAGUUUAGUUUGUAAAAGAUUAUUCAGUGAAAGAGAUAAAUAUCUAUAUUUUAAUACCGAUCAUUUAAAUGUCAAUAUUAGCAAAGAAAUUGAUAAUCUUGGUGGUCGAUCUAAAAGUAAAUCAAACAAAGAGGCACCAGUAUAUUAUAUUAAGAGUUUAUUUACAAUGAAAUCAUAUCGAACAUCAUUACUCAGAUCACUCGGUCAAAAGAGUAAUUGUACUCUGAUAUAUGGCAAAGCUAUUUACGAAACAGACUAUUCAGUAAAUCCAUAUAAAUAUCCUGUAGAAAAUAUCUAUGGAAUUACACCAAAUAUCACUAAAGUUGAAAUAGCCAAACCAAUUGAUAAUAAGUAUUUAAAGGAAAUCUAUGGAAUGAUAUCGAAUUCAAAUGUGUCUACUUUAAUAGGAAUUUCAAGUCUAUCAUAUGUAUUACCUGUGAAUUUGACAUCGAUAACAUUUAAUGAAAAAUUCAACAAAGCAUUGUUGGCAGGUCAACUUCCACCGAAUCUAAAGGAACUGAUAUUCGAAUGGAAUUCAAUCUUUAACCAACCAAUCUCAGCAGGUGUUCUUCCAAAUACAUUGGAGAAACUGAUGUUUGGUAGUUAUUCAUACUUUAAUAAACCAUUUGAACCUCAUGUAUUACCAUCAUCUUUAACAUAUUUGGAAUUGGGAAGAUCUUACACUCAAACCCUUCAAGUUGGAUCUCUUCCUCCAAAUCUUAGAGUUCUUAUUCAUUGUGGUAGUUAUAGUAAGAUAUCAGCGGAUGAAUCACUUGACAAUCUCACAGCACUGACACUCUUUUAUAGAUAUGAUUCAGUCGGCACAUUAGAUUUGUCAGAUCUACCAGCUUCUCUAACUAGUUUAGAUAUUGAAUCUUCAUUGCAUCUCACGUCAUCUCUAUCACCUUCAAUCAGAUAUCUCAGUAUACACAAUUCCAAAUACGAUGUUGAUGAGAUAUUCAAAGAUCGAUCACAAUAUAAUUUCGAAAUACUCUCUGUCGAUGGAUACAAACAAGAAUCACUUGAAAAUCUGAAGAUCAACGAGUUGCAACUGAGAUUUGGUAAAAAAGGAUCUAUUAUCAGAGAGAUUCCAUUUGGUGUGGAAACUUUAGAAUUUGGAAUCGAUGAUGAACACUUGGUUAAAAAAAAUCGAAAAGGUAUUCCAUCAUCAGUUAAGAAGAUCAUAUUUAAUAGUUGUCCAACAAUCAAUGAACUUGAUUUCAAAAUUCCCAACUCUGUAGAACAUGUCGUGAUAAAAGCUUUUUAUAAUGGAUUCUCAAAGAUUCUUUUUAGUUCUCUUUCUUCUUCCUGUUCUAUCUGA
This is a messenger RNA of Heterostelium album PN500, 1398 nucleotides long. Its product is annotated as FNIP repeat-containing protein. Bases 1 to 1398 code for a protein of 465 amino acids. NCBI's taxonomy places the organism in Eukaryota, Evosea, Eumycetozoa, Acytosteliales, Acytosteliaceae. The record is from RefSeq and is a predicted model, not a curated record. The transcript is spliced from 3 exons.